Molecule: messenger RNA, 1872 nt
Organism: Penicillium bovifimosum
Lineage: Eukaryota; Fungi; Ascomycota; Eurotiomycetes; Eurotiales; Aspergillaceae
Product: aspartic endopeptidase
Exons: 1
Coding region: 1-1872 (623 amino acids)
Biological process (GO): membrane protein proteolysis
Cellular component (GO): lumenal side of endoplasmic reticulum membrane; membrane; cytoplasmic side of endoplasmic reticulum membrane
Molecular function (GO): aspartic endopeptidase activity, intramembrane cleaving
Source: RefSeq, a predicted model, not a curated record
AUGGCCGAUGUCAGCCCUGUCGCGGAGCUGCUUGGACAGGCUCUCUACCACUACGAGCGUCUGAGGCCGCUUCUUCCAACCUACGGGCACCUACUCGUUUCCGCUCUUUUCCCCAUCUGGAUCGGUGCACAUGCAUCCCUGACAAGACCUUCGUCCGCCGCCAAACCGCCCAAGAAGAAGGACAACAAACAUAACGAUGAUUAUGACACGGAAGAUGAAGAGGGACAUGGUCCAUUGCAGAAGAUGGAAGGCCUUGAGCCAUCGGAUGCAUUGAUCUUUCCGUUGACUGCUGGACUCACACUCGGUGGUCUAUACCUGGUGAUCAAAUGGUUGGAAGAUCCAGCUAUCUUGAAUAAGAUCCUCGGCUUCUACUUCUCGCAAAUGGGACUUUUCUUUGCAUUUGCAUUUCUAAAGGAUGUGCUCUUGAUGAUCCGUUCAUUUGUAUUUCCGAGAUAUUAUCGUCAAGGUGGACGGUUGUGGAAAGCGAAACAGUCCGAACGCCUCUUUAUCACAUCGGAGAAGACCAAUUCCGCCAACUCACCUGCCAUACGGCAUUCACCUCUUCCUGGGUUUUUGGGCCGAGUCCCACUCCCAGGUACUGUGCUGAGACUGCUCUGGAGAUGCCGAAAUCUAUCUUACCAACGUCUCAAGGUGCGUGCUUAUAUUCGUGGUUUGUUUGACCUCAAAUGCCUCAUCGGCCUUCUCGAUAUUACCAGCGGAAUCCUCGCGUUAUCCGCUGUAGCAUACUUUGCGUUUGUGGCAAACCCGUGGUGGUUGACCAACUUCCUUGGGUUUUGCUUCUGCUACGGUACUCUACAAUUCAUGUCUCCCUCUACGUUCUGGACAGGAACCCUCAUUCUGGGUUCCUUGUUUUUUUAUGACAUCUACUUCGUUUUCUUCACUCCAUUGAUGGUCACUGUUGCAACGAAGUUGGAUGUACCGAUCAAGCUUUUGUUUCCUCGCCCGGUCACUUCCCGUGAUGCCCCUGGUUCCGUGCCACUGGCCAUGCUUGGGUUGGGUGACAUUGUCAUUCCCGGUAUGAUGAUAGGCUUGGCUCUUCGAUUUGAUCUUUUCCUUUAUUACCAACGGAAAGGCGCUCAGUUGCCACAUACUGAAGCGCAAGACCAGGCAACUGUCAAGCCUGAAUAUCAAUCGGCAACCGGUGCUUGGGGAGAGCGGUUCUGGGCGCCGACAAUCAAGCCAAUCCGCCCAGAGCUUCAGCCCCCCUACCAUGAUGCUCGGGCUUUCCCAAAGACCUACUUUAAGGCCAGUAUAAUCGGCUAUGUCUUUGGGAUGGUCACAACCCUCCUUGCCAUGCAAUAUUCAAAUCAUGCCCAACCAGCUCUUCUCUAUCUGGUUCCAGGCGUGCUGAUCUCACUUUGGGGUACUGCGCUUAUUCGAGGUGAGACAAGCACAAUGUGGGAGUUCUCUGAUGCUGAGGAGGAAGAAGAUGAUAAGGAGAAGGAGGACGAGGAUGAGGUCAAAGACAAGACUUCUAACGGCGACCAGAAGAGUCUCCUUAUGCGUCUCUUCUCUGGUGAAUCUAUGCACACGCCAAAAUCCGAGGAUACAGCACAGGCCAAGAAAGCUGAAGGCGAGGCAGCCGACGACUCAAAAUCUGAUGCGAAAUCAUCGGAGAAAGAAGAGGGUAGAGUUGAGACGAAGAACCCCAAAAAGUCCCGCGACAACUCGGAGCUGGUGUCAUUCUCUAUCUCAGUUCCUCGCAAGCCAUCUGAAGCCGAGGACAGUCUGCCAAAGCCCUCCUACACAGAGGAUGAGGAAGUACGUGUAUCCAGGGACCGCAAUAGGGAUGACGAACCGCCGUUGAAGAGAAGGCGACGCAGCGUGAUGAACAAGAACUCAACAACUUAA